CAGACAGUGAGAAGAGGAAAAAAGAGGGUUUUUGAGUUUUGAGUUUCUCUCAGGGAAGCUGGAUGGUAUAUUCUGAAUCUGAUCUUGUUUAUGAUUUUUAUUGGAAUUCAGCUCUUUCUGAAACUUGGGUUGUGAUUAGAUUUUUGUUUGAGUUUGUAUAACUCUAGAUUCAGAUUCAUCUUACUUCAUUGCUUCUCAAGGUUAGAAUCAUAAAUGUUUGAAUCUUUUUUGUCUGUAGUUGAUGUAGAGUGCAGAUAAGAACUAAAACAAGUAAGGGUUUCAAGUUUUGUUUUUGUUUUUUUUCUUAGUAUUUGAUUAGAUCUCAGAGGAAUUGUAAUUUUUUGUUUUUGUUUGUAAAAGUGAAAAAUGACAUCUGUAGAUCCAAUGGGGUUGUUUAGUUUUAGUGUUAAAGUUGUUUAAAAUCUUUGUUUGUAAUCAUGUUGAUUCAAAAGUGGAAGUUCAAGAAAUUUGUACAGUUCAACAAGGUUGAAACCCUAGAUUAGUAUGUUGUUGGCUGUAUCCAAAAAAUGUCUGAUUUUCUUGAGGAGGUGUUGGAGUUAGUGUUUGGUUUCCUUACAACACACCAAGACAGGAAUGCUGUUUCUCUUGUUUGUAAGUCAUGGUUUCGAGUUGAGAGAUGGAGUAGGGAAAGAGUUUUUAUUGGAAAUUGUUACGCCAUUACUCCUGAAAGAUUGAUUACUAGGUUUCCGAGAGUUAAGGCUCUCACAUUGAAAGGGAAGCCUCAUUUUGCUGAUUUUAAUUUGGUUCCUCAUGAUUGGGGAGGUUUUAUAUAUCCAUGGAUUGAAGCUAUGGCUAAGAGUUAUCCAGGGCUUGAGGAGCUUCGGUUGAAGAGAAUGGUUGUCUCUGAUGAUAGCCUUGAAUUGUUAUCUCGUUCGUUCCCCAAUUUCAAGUCGCUUGUACUUGUCACUUGUGAAGGGUUUACUACAGAUGGACUCGCUGCUAUUGCUGCUAACUGCAGGGUUCUGAGAGAGCUGGACUUGCAAGAAAAUGAAGUUGAUGAUCAAAGGGGCCACUGGCUGAGCUGUUUUCCACAAACAUGCACUUCUCUUGUCUCUUUAAAUUUUGCAUGUCUAAAAGGAGAGGUUAAUUUGGGAGCCCUUGAGAGGCUUGUGGCCAGAUGCCCAAACUUAAGAAGUCUGAAGCUAAACCGUUCAGUUCCCCUUGAGAUGCUCCAGAGAAUCCUAAAUCUCGCUCCUCAUCUCGUGGAUUUGGGCACUGGUUCGUACAUCGAUGAACCUGAGUCUGAGACCUACGGGAAAUUCUCGAAGGCCGUCAUCAAAUGUAAAUCUGUCAGGAGUUUAUCAGGGUUUUUAGAGGUUGCUCCUGCCUGCUUACCUGCUAUGUAUUCCAUUUGCUCAAACCUGACUUCCUUGAACUUGAGCUAUGCACCAGGAAUUAAGGGUACUGAGCUCAUCGGAAUAAUUCUUCGCUGCAACAAACUUCAACGACUAUGGAUAUUGGAUUGUAUUGGAGAUAAAGGGUUAGAAGUUGUGGCUUUUAUUUGUAAAGAGCUACAAGAGUUGAGGGUGUUUCCAUCCCUUCAUGGUGCAGAGAAUGCAUGUGUAACGGAACAUGGGCUGGUUGCUUUAUCCAUGGGUUGUCCGAUGCUUAAUUCAUUGCUAUACUUCUGUCAUCAGAUGACAAAUGCUGCCCUCAUAACUGUGGCUAAGAACUGCCCCAAUUUCGUUCGCUUUAGAUUAUGCAUCCUUGACCCCAAAAAGCCCGACCAUGUCACGUUACAGCCGCUAGAUGAAGGCUUUGGAGCAAUUGUUGAGUCUUGCAAGGGGCUCAGACGAUUGUCACUUUCUGGUCUUUUGACCGACAGGGUUUUCAUGUACAUCGGGAUGUAUGGGGAACAAUUAGAGAUGCUUUCUGUUGCAUUUGCUGGGGAUAGUGAUAAGGGAAUGCUUUAUGUGUUGAACGGGUGUAGGAAACUCCGGAAGUUGGAAAUCAGGGAUAGUCCGUUUGGUGAUAUGGCGCUUCUGAGAAACAUGGGAAAGUAUGAAGCAAUGCGAUCCCUUUGGAUGUCAUCUUGCGAUGUUACUCUCAGAGGCUGCAAGACUCUUGCGAACACGAUGACGAAGCUCAAUGUGGAAAUCAUGAAUGAAAGUCAGGAGAAACUCAAUGAUAGUCAGAAGGUAGAUAAGAUGUAUGUAUACCGAUCCCUAGAUGGACCUCGAAGGGAUGCUCCCGACUUUGUUUGGACCUUGUGAGUGAACUGGUGACAUUGCUGCCUUGUGUUAGGUAUGUACUUUAUGGCUUUGUAGGAUUUUUCGUCUUUCAAAUGUUUUUCUCUGAACUUUUUCUCCUAUGACCAGUGGAAAGUUAUGUUUGUUGUAUUCAGUUAUUAAAUAUCGUCUAAUAGUUCGUUCUAUAUAUUAUGAAAAUAUUCUGGUUGUGAUUUA
This is a messenger RNA of Papaver somniferum (opium poppy), 2426 nucleotides long. Its product is annotated as protein AUXIN SIGNALING F-BOX 2-like. Lineage: Eukaryota; Viridiplantae; Streptophyta; Magnoliopsida; Ranunculales; Papaveraceae. Gene Ontology annotation, cellular component: SCF ubiquitin ligase complex. The coding region runs from base 528 to 2234 and encodes 568 amino acids. Gene Ontology annotation, biological process: SCF-dependent proteasomal ubiquitin-dependent protein catabolic process. The record is from RefSeq and is a predicted model, not a curated record. The transcript has 3 exons.